AUGGUUCUCUUUAAACGUAAACCGGUGCAGUUCCUGCCGCCGGCAGAUAUUCAAGACGAAAAUGCAGAAGUAUGGCACAUUCCCCAGACCGGAGAGCUCUUCCUGAGCUAUGAGGACUAUCUAAGCCGUAUGGAUUUUUACAAACAGCGUCGAUUCAACGAUCAAAUAACAGGCCACUCUGGCCUCACCUUUUUUGAGGCUUUCAACAGUGAGCUUACCGGCGGUCGCGAAGUCGAAGCUUCGUUUCCUGAAGCACUCAAAGGCCCGAUUCUCCGCAAAGUCCAGUUCCAAACCAUUUCUCGUCUGGACAAUCUUGUUGAUUUAAUCUACGACGAGUUUAAGCACGAUUAUUACCCAGGAGAAGAGGUGACGGUAACCUUGGACGGUGGUGAUAGGAUUCACGGCCUCGUUCGGGACAAGACCACCUUCGGCCCAAGGAUAUUACCUGACGGCGCCCGGACACUACCUGUGACACGCUACCUCGUCAAUAUCAAAGACUCCGACAAAGAAACCAUCGUUACCGAUGAGCACAUCUGUCGCGAUCGUGGUGUUUUCACCAAGGCUAUGCUACGCUCGUUCAUCAAGAAGACGGUUAUCAGAGAAGCAUGGACAGGGGCGCCAUGGCUAGUCAAGCAUGACUACGCUAAUAUAUAUCACAUUGAUACCAGAGUCCCCCCUCAGCUUCGACACGAUACAAAGCUGCUAGAACGGAAACAACUCCAGGCCCAAAAACGGGGUAUCACAAGUGAAAUGAACGGUGUUUCAAAUGCCGGACCGAUGCGACUCCCGGAAUUGAAGCCCGCUACAAAGCAUCAUAAGGGGAAGCAAAGUCAAUUCGGUAUCAAGGGGCUUAAGUGGCCUCUCAAUGAGCCUGUCAAUGGCGUUAAUGGGCUAAUACAACAUGAGCAACAAAGGGCUACGAUACGUGAACCCACACCGCCGCCUCCUCCUCCCCCUACCAAGUAUCCUAUUGAAGACCUAUCACUGCCGCCCAAAGAAGGCAGCGUUCGUCCCCGUCUCAAAUUCAUGUGUCACGAUCCUCCGGUCAAGAUUGAGCCCGAGAUCGACGAAUCUAGGCCCUUCUUCGACAAAAUCGACAUGGCCACAGUCGGUGCAUUCCUAGAAACCUGGGACACCCUUAAUGUGUAUUGCGAGAUUUUCCAGCUCGACUCUUUUACAUUUGACGACUUUGUCGAGACUAUGUCUGUGGCUUCCGAACAAGUUAAGGUUCAGUUAUUCGACGAGAUUCACUGCUCUGUGCUGAAAGUACUAGUCGACUCGGAACGCGAAGGAGGUAAAGUUCGCAUCAACUUACCGGAACUAGCAGACGACCACAGCGACGAAGAAGAAGGCGAGGAAGAAGAUGAUGAAGCAGACGAAGGGGAGGAGGCAGCCGCUGAGCCUGAAGAGAAGCCAAAGGGUCGCGCCACUCGCAGCAGUCUCGCCAAACUAGAGGCCGAAAGGUUAGCAGCAGAAGCUGCUGCCGCCGAAAAGGAAGAAAUUCGAGCAGAGCAGGAAUCGCGCAAUCGAGCCGAAGAAUUGAUGAGGGAAUUUGAUUGGAUAGAUCACCUUCGGAAGCGCAAUUUCUCUAACGGCGGAUGGGAGAGGAUUAUGGUUGGAUUGUUGCACCAGUUAUCCAAAGACGAUCGCUACAAGGAAUCUUGUGAGGAGUUGCUCGAGCAGCUAGUUCCGGCAGACUCAAAUCCUACACCAGAAGUCAUUCGACGGAGCUAUGCUGAGCUCGACGUCAACUAUCGCGUUAAGGCCUUGCAGAUCAUAUGUCUGCUUACGAUGGAGACAAAAGCUGUCCGCGGCUAUAUGGAAGACUGCAGUGAGACAAUGACCAAGUAUCGCAAGGACAGGAUCGAAUGGCAACGACAGAAGAAGCAAGCUAUCGAAGAUGUUCGCCAACUGCACGAACAACGCAGAGAGCUUGUACCCGACCCGGAUCCUUAUGAAGGAGUUGAUGCUAAUGUUGUGAAGGAAGAAGAGGAUGUCAAGAUGGCUGACGCUGACGAGUCCCAGAUCGACAAAGAAGAUGCAGAAGAAGGUAACGACGAGCCCAGCCAGCCAAAGGGUAAACGACGGGGUCGUGCACCGGCGGACAAGAAGAAGCAGAAAGAUGCAGAACCCGAAAAGGAGAAGAAAGAAAAGGAAAAAGAAAAAGCGAAGGAGAGGGAGAAGGCGGCGGAGAAAGAAAAAGAAAAGACGCGGAAAUUGAUCAAUCUAACUCCUCAACAACAGAAGCAGUACAAUAAGAUUCUGAAGGAGAUACAAAAGAAGGAGGACAUCAUCAAAGAAUGCGAAGAUGAGGUGGCAGUUAUCGAAAACGAUCUGCGCGAAGCGGACUGCCCACGUACAAGAGUCUUGGGCAAGGACCGCUUCUGGAACCGAUAUUACUGGUUUGAAAGAAACGGAAUGCCUUAUGGCGGGUUGCCAACAAGCUCAACAGCAGCAGCCGAAUAUGCCAACGGGUGCAUUUGGGUCCAGGGACCUGAUGACAUGGAACGCGAGGGGUACAUCGACGGACCUCCAGACUUGCAAAACGAAUACAAGGCCAAGUUCAAAAUGACGGUGUCGGAGCGCAAAGCUAGGGAGGAGAAUGGAACCAGCGUUUUCACGGCCAGACAAUGGGGCUACAUCUCAGAGCCUGAAGAUUUGCAUGCACUCAUUAAAUGGCUAGACCCUCGGGGCUCCAACGAGCUGAAGCUACGCAAGGAGCUCAUCAACUACAAGGAAAAAAUUGCCAAGCAUAUGGAAAACAGAAAGAAGUACCUGGCAAGUGACGAGGAUAAGGACAAAAAGGACGAGGCUGUGACGAAGAGAAGCAGCUCACGCAUCCGAGAGAAGACACCAGAGCCACCUACCUACCGUUGCCUGCAAUGGGAAAAUACAAUGGCGCUUGAGGAGCUAGGUCACAUCCAUUCAGACCCUCCGCCGCCGCCAAGAGCUAGGAAGCAAACUAAGAAGAGGGAGGCACAAACCGAGGCGGCGGGUCGAGGUGCAGCCAAGACUCGGCGGCGAGGCUAG
Molecule: messenger RNA, 3030 nt
Organism: Metarhizium acridum CQMa 102
Lineage: Eukaryota; Fungi; Ascomycota; Sordariomycetes; Hypocreales; Clavicipitaceae
Biological process (GO): subtelomeric heterochromatin formation
Cellular component (GO): nucleus
Source: RefSeq, a predicted model, not a curated record